Messenger RNA from Metarhizium brunneum ARSEF 3297, 336 nucleotides. RefSeq lists its product as uncharacterized. Lineage: Eukaryota; Fungi; Ascomycota; Sordariomycetes; Hypocreales; Clavicipitaceae. The record is from RefSeq and is a predicted model, not a curated record.
AUGCAGCUGAUCAAGUUGGUCAUCGCCGCUCUGCCGGCCCUGGCUCUUGCCGAUACCAGCGCCGCACCAACGACGACAUACACUUACACCAACACCAUGACCAUGGUCAAGACCAUCACUCUCGCCCAAGUCCAUACCGUUACCUCAACCUGGGACACCAACUCGACUACGACUACCUUUGCGCCUACUGGUGGGAUGACGUCUUUCACACCCCCGGCUGCCACCACUGCACCAGCUCCUGCCACGAAAGGACCCGAUAACGCUGCUGGUGUCCUCGAUGCCACCAAGGUCGCCUUUGCUGGUGUUGCUGGCAUGUUGGUCGUUGCACUGAUGUAA